AUGGAACCCUUCUCCACAUCGGCCUUCAAGGGAAGUCUCUCUCGACUAUUUGCUACUACCACCAAGAUCUGCACCAGGGGCGGCUCCAGGCCGGCUCACGCCGGAUCCCUUCAGCGCUCACCCCUGCGACCCUCCUACUCGCCGGGGCUUGGAGACCUGGGCCUCCCCCCGCUAAGAGGGAAGCUUGGCCUUUAG
Molecule: messenger RNA, 195 nt
Organism: Enterospora canceri
Lineage: Eukaryota; Fungi; Microsporidia; Enterocytozoonidae
Source: the annotation of a GenBank genome assembly